Naegleria lovaniensis is the source of this 1137-nucleotide messenger RNA. RefSeq lists its product as uncharacterized. NCBI's taxonomy places the organism in Eukaryota, Heterolobosea, Eutetramitea, Acrasida, Naegleriidae. The transcript has a single exon. The record is from RefSeq and is a predicted model, not a curated record. Bases 1 to 1137 code for a protein of 378 amino acids.
AUGAGAAUGAUCUUGAUGGAUCUUGUACUCGAUGAUGAUGGUUCGGAGAGUCUCCGUGAUGGAAUUAUGGAUACUUUGGUUUCUCAAAAUUAUAUGAAAUUAUGUAAAAAGAUGAGGGAUACUUCCAUGUAUCUCCGAAAAGGAUUUGAUGCGAAAUUUGAACUUGUUGAUCAACUGGUUUCCAUUCAUGAUCAUACAAGUCAAGCUAGUAAUCAUCAAGACUCGUCAAAUGAUGAGGAGAAUGAGGACUCUACUUCAACUUUGUGUCCAUUCGUGGUCCGAAUUUGUUACACUAGAAACAUGAUCCUUGUUGGAAACGCAUUGAAAGAAACAAACGCUAUUGAGUUUUUUGAUUUAAACUCAAAAAAACAUUUACAUACCAUGGUAAUAGAAAACGUACCUUAUUAUUUGUGCGUUGAAGAAAAUGAUGUAUUUAGUAGCGGUGCAAAAUCAAGAAGAGUGUUGAACGAUGAACCUUGUUUUAUGUAUUCAGAUGACUCGAAUUUACGGAAAUAUAAAUUGAAUGAAAUAACAAAGCAUGGAAAGAAAUGCAGAGAAGAGUUCAGUAAUAACGAGUCUAACCAUAGUGAUUCUCCUAAAGUCAAGCAUGAAUGGAACGCCUUGUUUUCAAAUGCCACAUCAGUUACGAUACAGUAUUCAAAGAACAAUGAUGCAACUCAAAAUAUAAUCUACAUUUGCACGAAUCGUGACAUUAACAUUCUGAAUUCUGUGAGUGGAAUAGUAUUGGGAAAGAUUGAUAUGAGCGCAUCUCUUUCUAGAAAUAUCAUUUGUUUAGAAAUACUGGAAGAGAGUGGAGAAUUGGUAUUGUUUUCAAAAGACAGAUUUUAUGUGUUGCGUAAAAAAGUUGACAACGAUAUCAAUAGUUGGGCAAUCACCAAGGAAUUUGGUCAGCAACACUCUGACUAUCCCAAUGUAGUAGAUUUGGUUCAUGAUCGUGUGAACCAUCAAUUUAUUGCAUGUGAUUAUUCUUCUCCAGAUGAAAAAUUGCUUCUUUUUAAGGAUGACGGCGAAUUUGUGAAAAUCCAACCGCAAGUUGGUUCAGUGACAUGCUGUUUGGACGAGAGAGAUGGCAUUUUGAUGGUGGGGUGUAAAGACAAAAUAUUGUUUUACAAGUAA